AUGUCUAUCCGCUACAGUUAUCUACCAGGCGUCCUGCCGGAACGUACCCGAUCUGCGACUUCCGCAACUGCCGCGGCCCGAGCAGCAUUGAUGACCCGAGCAGGCACAGAGGAUGCUGAGGAGGAAGAGGAUGCUGAGGAGGAAGAGGAAGAAGAGGAGGACGAGAUGGUGGUCGUUCCAUCGCCGGUAGCGGCGGGCCAGGCGAGUGCUCGCGAGGCUGUAUCAACAGCAACAUUGGAUGUGAGCCCCUCUGAGUUGGCCCUUGCGCGCCGCGUAUAUCUGCGCACGGAUGCGCAAAUGGCCAAGUGGAAAGCCACUCAGAAAAAGGACCCGACGCGGCCGGGAUGGGGAACUGAUGGCUGUAUCUGGCAUGAAGACUGGACGGCGGUCCGGGUCGAUAUCGAUGUGUGGAGUCGUCUGCAACCGGCCCGUACGACUGUGGACUGGAGGAAUCCGAAGUCAUUGAAGCCUCUGACCGCUGACAAAACGUCCAAACGUAUUCGGCGCGUUGUGAUGGCGCAUCUCGCAGGAAUCACGGCGCCCCCAGGGUUAUCGUGUGACUCUUGUAUGAGAAGGAAGACUGGGCUCCUAUCGUGUCGGGUCGUGUUCGUUGCAGACCUCUCAGCGGGAGAGAAGUUUUCGUUCGGCUGGGGUUGCACAGGAUGUGAGCUUACGGGAACUUUAUAUAGGUGCUCCUUUCGGGCGCAGGAGUUUGCGUCCACCCCACAGUGGUUGUUCAACCUUGUCAUGGAACUGGAUCCUGCCGAUGUGCGAUUGUCUUCACCUGGCCUGGCUCGGCAUCGGGCUGCUUGGGAGGCCAGCAAGGGCCGGCCCCUGCCGGAUAUCGUCAGGACCAAUAUUGGGUCCGCGGUCCUGACUGGCGGUGCACGACCAUGUGCAGGAAAACGACGCCGAGAAGAUCGGUCGGAGGAGACUGCGGAGACCGCAAAGGCUGUUCGCAAGAACCCUUCUCGUGCGUCUGCGGCCCGAGCGGCUCCGAGGGAAUCGCCCCUGCUUAGUAGUCAUUCCGUGGCUCCUGUCAGUCCUGCUGGUUCAUCCCGCCGUGGUGCUUCUGGCAACUAUCCGCGAAUUAUAGUUCCGCCGCUGUCAUCCGUGACCGGUGGGCCUCGUGCACCGAAGAGUGGAACUUUUCAGCGAGAAGUGACAUAUCUGCCAUCUCCGGCAGAAGAAACGAAGGCAGAGCAGAGAGCGAGAGGAGUGCCUUCCGGGAAGCGAAGUAGCACUUCGGAUAUGCGCGUGCCCGCGUAUGUCAGUGCAAAUCCGUCCUUUGGGCCCACGUAUGACGCGAAUUGGUAUACUUCUCCGUGUGAUGUGCGCUCGAUUGUCCGCGCACAGGACCUGCAGGGUACCAAGGAUGUGUACUACCGUUUGCAAGAGAUCGCAGCGCGAGUGGAGCAUGAUCGCCAGAUCUUGAAAGUCGCUCUUCAGAAACAGGAUUUGACUUUCGCUUCCGAUGACGAGGAUGAAGACAAGGAAGAUUUGCCCGAUCUGUUUGCCUUCACUAGAGGGGGCGUCGGUGUUGGGGAUCUGGUGGACGACAGCCAACCGCACUGGCUCCGUCGGAUGGCUUUGCAGGAAUGA
Messenger RNA from Penicillium bovifimosum, 1602 nucleotides. RefSeq lists its product as uncharacterized. The transcript has a single exon. The record is from RefSeq and is a predicted model, not a curated record. NCBI's taxonomy places the organism in Eukaryota, Fungi, Ascomycota, Eurotiomycetes, Eurotiales, Aspergillaceae. Bases 1 to 1602 code for a protein of 533 amino acids.